ACAUCAUAGUAUUUUUAAAUUUUCCGUCAGGCUUAGGCGUUGCUCGAAAAUUUGUUAUAAACCCUUCAAAUUUCUAGUGUACUUGAUUAAGCCAUUGUCAUUGCUGUUGCCGUGGCCGGCAACCAUGUUCAAUACGAAUGCACAAAAUUGGUUUGGCAUGGGCCAAUCGGUUGAUGCAACUCCAACUGGCGGUCACAGUAAUCAUUUGCCCAACAACAGCAGCAAUAACAACAAUAACAAUGGACUACAAUCACAAUCGUUUAUGCGUCAACGUACGCUGACCAGCUCUAAUCCGGCACUGGAGCAGCGCAAUGCAUUGGCAAUCCGCCCGCAAUCUCCGCCCAAUAUUCAAGUAGAGUAUGAAGUGGCCAUGCCUUUCAUGUCCGGCUACAGACACACACCAUAUCAUUCGCUAUGGGACUUGCAUCAGUGCUCAUCGACGCCACCAGCCAGCUUAUCUCAUAUGGCGCGUAUGAUGGACUCAUUAAUCCUGGACUCGCUAUCACCAUAUGCCUUCACCAAAAUCACCACCACAAGCCGACCCUCACGCAAUAGCAACAAUAGCUUAAAGAAGCCUUCGGCCGAGAAUGUGCAGCAUACACCUGUCGUCAAUCCUCAUCGACCCAUCAACAAUCUGGGCCCCAAUGCACCCAAUGGCUUAGGCAUAGGAGGCGCGGUGCCAGUGCGGAACAAGCAGCAACGUUUGCCCAUACAAGUCUAUGAUACAGAGGUUGCCCCGCAGCCGCGCUCCGGCCAGACAGCAAUGCCGUUUCCCUCACAGCAGCAGCAGGAUUCUCGCUGGGUAUCCUCGUUGCGGCGACGUGAUCCUGAGCUGCAGCCAACGCUUCCAUCUAUCGGCAACAAUUUGAACAGCAACAAUCUGAGUCAGAGUCAUCAUGGCAGCGCUGGCAAUGUGGGCAUGCCAGCGAGCAACACGAGUAGUAACGCGGGCAUUGGUCUACGGCUGAGUCGCCCUGGCAGGGCGUCCGCUCUGACGGCAGCUGUGCGCAAGAGUCGAUCAGUGGAACGAUUGCGAGCCCGCAAGUUGAGCACCAAUACGCAACUGACACUUAAGCAAAGGCCGGUGAAGAAGAACUCAUUGGAUGACAACUCUAAUUCUGAUGAUCAGGAUGCGACCACAUCACUGGAGGAUAAUUCACAUGCACAAUCGACCACACACAAUACACCCAGAUGUUCGCCGAAGAUAAAGAUCAAGCAUUUCUCACCGUUAGGCUAUGAGGCCCACCUGGUCGAUACACUGGAGAAGGACAUACUGCAGCGACAUCCGUGCAUCAAAUGGACUGAAGUGGCGGGUCUCAAUGCGGCCAAGACCAUAUUGCAGGAGGCCGUAGUUCUACCCAUUAUAAUGCCCGAGUUCUUUAAGGGAAUCCGCCGGCCAUGGCGCGGAGUCCUAAUGGUCGGUCCUCCAGGCACGGGCAAAACCAUGCUGGCUAAAGCCGUGGCCACAGAGUGCGGUACAACUUUUUUCAACGUGUCCUCAUCCACACUUACAUCCAAGUACCGUGGCGAGAGCGAGAAGCUGGUGCGUCUGCUUUUCGAGAUGGCGCGUUUCUAUGCGCCAAGCACCAUAUUCAUUGAUGAAAUCGAUGCGCUGUGCGCAUCUCGUGGCAGCGACUCUGAGCAUGAGGCUAGCCGACGCUUUAAAGCAGAGCUGCUCAUCCAAAUGGAUGGCCUAAAUGCUACCUUGCAUGAUAAUAAGGUCAUCAUGGUGCUCGCGGCGACAAAUCAUCCGUGGGACAUUGACGAAGCCUUUCGCCGACGUUUCGAGAAGCGCAUCUACAUACCGCUGCCCAACGAGGAGACACGCGCGGCGUUGUUGCAACUCUGUCUUAAAGAUGUAUCGCUGUCGUCGGACUUGAAUACGGCACUCAUUGGUGAUGAACUGCAGGGCUAUUCCGGGUCGGACAUUAGUAAUGUGUGCCGCGAUGCCUCGAUGAUGGCCAUGCGACGGCUCAUCUCCGGCCGCACGCCGCAAGAAAUCAAGCAAAUUCGCCGCGAGGAUGUGGAUCAGCCGAUUACCCUGCAAGACUUUAAAGAUGCACAACAACGCACCAAGAAAUCUGUUUCGGCUGACGAUGUGGCACGUUUCGAGAAAUGGAUGGAGGAAUACGGCUCCUGCUAGUUGUACGAUCUUUGUGCUGUUGCAGCACCAAAUUUAUAAAGUCCCCUUCUCCGCACACCCAUACGUAUGUACUUCCAAUUCGCAAUUUCUUUUA
Drosophila hydei is the source of this 2237-nucleotide messenger RNA. It is a transcript of the gene kat-60L1, whose product is annotated as katanin p60 ATPase-containing subunit A1. The transcript has 5 exons. Lineage: Eukaryota; Metazoa; Arthropoda; Insecta; Diptera; Drosophilidae. Gene Ontology annotation, biological process: microtubule severing. The record is from RefSeq and is a predicted model, not a curated record. Gene Ontology annotation, molecular function: microtubule severing ATPase activity; ATP binding; microtubule binding. Bases 125 to 2143 code for a protein of 672 amino acids. Gene Ontology annotation, cellular component: microtubule cytoskeleton.